Messenger RNA from Gigantopelta aegis, 1554 nucleotides. RefSeq names its product zinc finger protein 112-like. NCBI's taxonomy places the organism in Eukaryota, Metazoa, Mollusca, Gastropoda, Neomphalida, Peltospiridae. The record is from RefSeq and is a predicted model, not a curated record. The transcript has 2 exons. Gene Ontology annotation, biological process: regulation of transcription by RNA polymerase II. Gene Ontology annotation, molecular function: RNA polymerase II cis-regulatory region sequence-specific DNA binding; DNA-binding transcription factor activity, RNA polymerase II-specific. The coding region runs from base 175 to 1182 and encodes 335 amino acids.
GUGGGUUUGUCUUUUUUACCUUGCUAAAUGGAGAGGCGUGUAAGUUUGCUUUGAUGAUAUUAUCUAACAACAUUUUGUUUGACAAUUAAUUCGCUUGACUCCUGGUACAAAGAUAGAUAUUGGACACGCUAACGGCUUAGUCAUUACUUUUACAUUCCUGAUCGUAACAAAAGUAUGGAAAAUCACCCGCCAUUUUGGAAAGCCAAGUUGUUUUCUCCAGUCGUAUUGAUACGAGAGAAACCGACUUACCAAACAGUUCGAGAUGAAAUCGGUUUGGAACAACGUCACUGCAACUCUUGUAACACAGUUUGCAGUCAGUUUCAAGACUUGCCAUUAGAUUUAACAAAGAGAGGAAAGGAUUCGGCAGCUGGAAUGCCAGACCACUGUGGACCGUUUGAAAAUUAUACCACUUCUGAACGCUUUAACAAUUACUUAUCAAGAACUGGAAAUCCUUGCAUAAAUUAUCAGUCUGUAGCUGGUUUUCACGGCUCCGUUCAGGAAUACCCGUUGUGUAGAGAACAACCAAACGUUUCUGAAGAUUUUUGCAUAAAACGAACAGAAUGGGAAUGUGACAGUACUUCCAAUCAGCGUGUGACGGAAACGGAUCCUAACCAAACGAAGUCUCGACUUUCUUCUUUUUGUCUUGACGUCCAGGGUAUUGAUUGUAGUAAAACCCCGUACGGUACUUACAAUCAUCGUCAUAAGUUGCCAGGAAACCAAACGAACUUUUCCAGUGUUUUGCCAUUUCGGAAUAUGCAAUGGAAAAGUGAUAGACUCUCCAUGCCUAAUUAUGAUUCCUCGGUGUUGUCUUCCAAAACAAACUGCAUGGUGAAAAGGACGGGGAGAGUCAAGGCUGUUGAGAAACUGAAGAGUUUUGGGUGUCCGUAUUGUGAGGUGACCUGCAGUAACAGGGGUCAAUUACUGGGUCAUAUAAGAAUACAUACAGGCGAACGGCCUUACACGUGCCCAGAACCUGGAUGCCAGAAGAGUUUCAUUCGUAACGAGGAACUGACACGUCAUCGACGGAUACACACAGGCGAACGUCCAUAUUCAUGCGCGAAUUGCGGCAAAGCAUUCACAAGAAAGGACCAUUUAAACAAACAUAUAAAAAUACACAUAGAGAACAAUGUGUAUUUUCGAGAAAACAUUCGUGAUGGCCCGAAAUAUCUUACCAAGUUGUAACCAAAUCUUACAGCAUAUUAAUUUAUGCAAGUGCUAAAAUCAUUACAAUAAAUGAUGACUAUUUUACAUCGCUGCGAUUUUCUACGAAUGAAGCUAGAACUAUUCUGUACGAACAUGAUGUCAUGAUUUCAUGAUUUAGACCCACUUAUUCAAUCAAUCAAUACUUUGACCUCGUACUUACAUCCACAAGAGAUUCAAGCACGUCUGUCGUAGGUACAUCCGCCAAUUCCCGGCGGUGUGUCGAAGUCAAGGGCGCACUUAUUUAGCUGUUCGGAUAACUGUGAUUUAAUGUAUAAACAAUACUAAUCUGAGAACCAAUCUGAUUAAAAUCAGCUCCACUGGGUUUUUAAUUAUAUACUGACACACAAUGAA